Molecule: messenger RNA, 1904 nt
Organism: Eleginops maclovinus (Patagonian blennie)
Lineage: Eukaryota; Metazoa; Chordata; Actinopteri; Perciformes; Eleginopidae
Gene: lmo4la
Product: LIM domain only 4a
Exons: 6
Coding region: 726-1235 (169 amino acids)
Source: RefSeq, a predicted model, not a curated record
CCACAGCUGUAGAAUGACCCAGGCUGUCCUUCAAAGCGUCGUUAUAAUGAAUACUAGCUUGGUCUGUAGGUAAGCUAGCUCGUCUCCAAAUGUUAGCUAACCUCUGACAACUGGCAAAUCUGACCGUCACGAGCUAACGAAGCUAUAACACGACGUGGAAAGACUUAAAUAAAAGGUAGAUUUGUGAUUUAAAUGAUGUAUACUCACAGGCUGUGUUGUAGCUGCUCCUCUCUCCGCUGGUCUAAGCUGAUUAAAGGGGAUUUAACAACCCUAACCGAACCGUUAUCCGCAGUUGGUCAGCCGUUCAACUGAAACCGAAAAUGUAUUCUAGCUUACUUCCGCAGUUUAUAAAGAUAUAUUAAAUACAGCAACCAUCCCGAUACAAACCCCGUCCUGCUGAAACACAUUCCUUAAAGGAGGCUGCUUCUUAAAAUCAUAACAAAUAACUGCAGCUGCUCUUCUUCGUCUUCUUCAUUGGCUGAAUGGGCUGCAACUGGCGAGAGGUUACACAGCGCCCUCUGCAGCACCGAGGGGGCCAUGCAGCUCUUCUCAGGACUCACAGAGCAGAGAGCAGCCGGCCGUCAGUGAGCUGUGUGCGGGGAAACAGAGCAGGACGCACCGGGGUAGAAGCUCUCUGAUCCACAGCUCGGUCCUGCACAGCAGAAGAGAGGAGCUUUCCCUCAGACCUCUUCAGGCUCCAGCAGCAGUCCUGUCUCCAGGUGGCCAUGGUGAACAGCAGAGUGGAGGCGCCCACGGUGGCCGUGAUGGGCGGCGGUGGAGGGGGCGCCGUGGGGAGGUUGUGCGCGGGAUGCGGGGGACGGAUCGUGGACCGCUUCCUGCUCUUCUCCAUGGAGCGCUACUGGCACACGCGGUGCCUGAAGUGCUCCUGCUGCCACGCUCAGCUGGGGGAGUACAGCAGCACCUGCUACAGCAAGGGGGGCAUGAUCCUCUGCAAGAACGACUACAUCCGGCUGUUCGGACACAGUGGCGCCUGCAGUUCCUGCGGACAGUCCAUACCUGCCAGUGAGAUGGUGAUGCGAGCACAAGGCAACGUGUACCAUCUGAAGUGUUUCACUUGUGCGACCUGUAGGAACCGGCUGGUGCCCGGCGACCGCUUCCACUACGUCAACGGGACCAUCUUCUGUGAACACGACCGGCCGGGGGGGGGUCUGCUCAGCGGACAUCCAGCUCCUCUGCAGACCAACAGCAUGCUGUCGGACCAGAAGGUCUGCUGAGGGACCGGAGGGAAAACCAAACGUGUGCCUUCUCCCCCGCCCUUCCUUGUUUGUCUCUCCUUCACCCCCUUCCUCUGCCUGUCCUCCGGUCUGUCUCGCCACAGUCUGGAUAAAGUCCGACUCGUUCAUCCCAACAGACACUGGCUCCUCUGAGGAGAGGAAUGUGGACUAAGUGCAGGACUCUGUGGGAGGGACGAGGACGCUGAGGAGGGGACUGAUGUGAACUGUGGAAAUAUUACCGAUAAGAACUGGCACAGGAAGACUGCCAUGCAAUCAUCCAAUUUGGAAUCCCAGUGGAAUCAUUCACCCGCUAACCAGUAACAGCGGAGAAGAGAGAAGAGGUAUAUUCCAGAAGGUGAAUACACCUCCUUCACGGACCACACACACUUAGUUUGUUUUGGUUUGAAGAAAAGAAAAGUAUGGAGCUGGAUGUUUCCCUCCGGACUCUGAGAGACAGGUGAAGAGGAAAACACCUGGACAGAAUCCUUCAACAUGUCUGCGCUUGAUUGUCUUUAGAAUAGUAAACAAACAGGAUCAUAUUCAGAUUUGUUUUGUGGGUUGAAGGAACUGAUAGUGGCCGAAGCAGCUUGAAUGAUCCUGUCACAGUCUGUGUACUAAACUCAUACUCCAGUCAAUAUUUCGGUAAUAAAGGACCUAAACUUCCUCCCA